Molecule: messenger RNA, 3253 nt
Organism: Tarenaya hassleriana
Lineage: Eukaryota; Viridiplantae; Streptophyta; Magnoliopsida; Brassicales; Cleomaceae
Product: DEAD-box ATP-dependent RNA helicase 9-like
Exons: 7
Coding region: 70-3012 (980 amino acids)
Molecular function (GO): ATP binding; RNA helicase activity; nucleic acid binding
Source: RefSeq, a predicted model, not a curated record
GGUUUACAUUUCCUUCUCCCUCUCCCGUCUUCAUUGUCCCCACAGAGCUCUUCAACCAGUCAAUCCGAAAUGAUCACCGCGGUACUUCGGAGAUCUUCUUUCUCGUCGCGGCGGACUCUCUCCGCCGCCUUGACCUCCGUCGACGCGAUUCUCUACCACCACCUCGCUCCCGCCGCCGCCGCGACAACCUCGUCGGAGCUUGGUCUGUUCGGCAAUGGACCUAAUGGCUCAGGUGGGGUCAAGUCUCCAUUCAGUCUCUCGUCGAAGACAAACCCGUUCGGUAUUCGCGGGAGGGACUUGCACGUGAAAUCUGGGCCGUCGGACUUCAGGGCGUCGACGGUUGUUUCUGGGGCUCAGGGUUUCGCUGCUGCGUAUGAGAGUGCCGACCACGGGAUCGGUGAUUUUGAUAGUGUUGGGAACAGUGACGAAGGGCUUGAGAUAUCUAAUCUCGAGAUUUCGCCGGAGAUUAUAAAGGCUCUGAGUGGGAGAGGCAUCACCAAGCUCUUUCCUAUUCAAAAAGCUGUUCUGGAGCCGGCGAUGCAAGGCCGUGACAUGAUCGGUCGUGCCAGGACAGGAACUGGGAAGACACUUGCUUUCGGGAUACCCAUUUUGGAUAAGAUCAUCAAAUUCAACUCUAAGCAUGGACGUAGGAGGAAUCCUCUUUGCUUGGUUCUGGCUCCAACAAGGGAGCUUGCUCGCCAGGUUGAGAAGGAAUUCCACGAGUCUGCCCCAACCUUGGCUACAAUAUGCCUAUACGGAGGCACACCAAUUAGCAGUCAAAUGAGGGAGCUUGACUAUGGUGUUGAUGUGGCGGUUGGAACUCCAGGUCGUAUUAUCGAUCUGAUGAAGAGAGGAGCUCUAAAUCUCUCUGAGGUUCAGUUUAUGGUUCUUGAUGAAGCCGAUCAGAUGCUUCAAGUUGGUUUUGCCGAGGAUGUGGAGACGAUAUUGGAGAAGUUGCCGUUAAACCGUCAGAGCAUGAUGUUCUCUGCGACGAUGCCGAGUUGGAUCAGAGGCCUCACCCAGAAGUACCUUAAAGAUCCUUUGACCAUUGAUCUUGUUGGAGAUUCUGACCAGAAGCUAGCAGAUGGAAUUACGUUGUAUUCUAUCGUAACAGAUAUGUAUGGGAAAGCAUCUAUAAUCGGUCCUCUUGUAACGGAGCACGGGAAAGGAGGAAAAUGCAUCAUUUUCACCCAAACGAAACGGGAUGCAGAUCGGCUAGCAUAUGCAAUGGGAAGAAACUUCAAGUGUGAAGCUUUACAUGGUGAUAUAUCACAGAGUCAGAGGGAAAGAACACUUGCUGGUUUCAGAAAUGGGCAUUUCAAUAUUCUCGUGGCCACUGAUGUUGCUGCUCGUGGACUCGAUGUACCUAAUGUUGACCUGGUAAUCCAUUACGAGCUUCCUAAUACAACGGAGACAUUUGUUCACCGUACUGGGCGUACUGGUCGUGCUGGAAAGAAAGGAAGUGCUAUUCUCAUAUACACUCAAGAACAAGCGAGGACUGUAAAAAUGAUCGAGACAGAAGUUGGAAGCCGGUUUAACGAGCUCCCUAGGAUGGCUACUGAGCGUGGAGGCUCAGACAUGUUCGAUGACUUUGGUUCCCGACCAAGUUUCUUUGGAGGCAUGAGGGACCGUCGAGGUUCCGGCUUUGGUGACCGUUCCGGUGGCUUUGGUCGUUCAGGUGGAUACAGUUCAAACCACUCUGAAGGCUUUGGCGGUUCCAGUUUCGGACGCAACAGCAGAUUCGGUGGUCUAGGAAGUUCAGACCGCUCCUCGGGUUUUGGCAGCUUUGGUUCAAACAGUUCCUCUGGCUUCGGGAAUUUUGGGUCUGGCAGUUCAGACCGCUCCUCAGGUUUCGGUAGCUCAAUCGGUUCCUCUGGCUUUGGAAACUUCGGUUCCGGCAGUUCAGACCGCGUCUCGGGUUUCAAUAGCUCAAACGGUUCCUCUGGCUUUGGGAACUUCGGUUCCGACAGUUCAGAUCGCUCCUCGGGUUUCGGUAGCUCAAACGGUUCCCCUGGCUUUGGGAACUUCGGUUCCAGCAGUUCAGAUCGCUCCUCUGGUUUUGGUAGCUUAAACGGUUCCUCUGGCUUUGGGAAUUUCGGUUCCAGCACUUCAGACCUCUCCUCAGGUUUCGGUAGCUCAUACAGUUCCUCUGGCUUUGGGAACUUUGGUUCCGGCAGUUCAGACCACUCCUCGGGUUUCGGUAGCUCAUACGGUUCCUCUGGCUUUGGGAACUUCGGUUCCGGCAAUUCAGAACGCUCCUCGGGUUUCAGUAGCUCAAACGGUUCCUCUGGCGUUGGGAACUUCGGUCCCGGCAGUUCAGACCGCUCCCCAGGUUUCGGUAGCUCAUACGGUUCUUCUGGCAUUGGGAACUUUGGUCCCGGCAGUUCAGACCUCUCCUCAGGUUUCGGUAGUCUAAACGGUUCCCCUGGCUUUGGGAACUUCGGUUCCGGCAGUUCAGACCUCUCCUCAGGUUUCGGUAGUCCAAACGGUUCCCCUAGCGUUGGGAACUUCGGUUCCGGCAGUUCAGACCUCUCCUCAGGUUUCGGUAGCUCAAACGGUUCCUCUGGCGUUGGGAACCGAACAGACCUCUCCUUAGGUUUCGGUAGUCCAAACGGUUCCCCUGGCUUUGGGAACUUCGGUUCCGGCAGUUCAGACCUCUCCUCAGGUUUGGGUAGUCCAAACGGUUCCCCUGGCUUUGGGAACUUCGGUUCCGGCAGUUCAGACCUCUCCUCAGAUUUCGGUAGUCCAUACGGUUCCUCUGGCUUUGGGAACUUCGGUUCCGGCAAUUUAGACUACUCCUCAGGUUUCGGUAGCUCAAGCGGUUCCUCUGGCUUCGAGAGCUUCGGUUCGGGCAGUUCAGACCGCUCGUCUAAUUUCGGGAGCUUCGGCUCAGGCAACUCUUCGGGCUCUAGUGGCCUCGGGGACUUCAGUUCGUCUCGGCCGAGUGGAGAGAGCAUGUUCGGGGAGCUUGACUUCAACGACGGUCAAAGCACCGGAAGAAGAUCGUACUGAAGGAAAGAUCAAGGAGACUACCGGGUCUGGUUUUGACCCGACCCGGUAAUAAUACGGACCCAUCUCUGAUUGGUCGAAGCAUAUGAUUAGGUUGUGUAUCUGAUAGAGAGCAAAACUGUCCUGGUUUGUUAUGUAGGAUCCAAGAAGUCGGGCUUUUAUUAUAUAUAUAUACAUGUAUAAGCCUCAUAGCUCGCAUUAUAUUAUAUUUUUUUUCUAUUUAUUGUGGGUAAUCUUGCAUUUU